GAUCUGGACCUUUAUGCAACUUCUCGAGAGCAACGGUUUCGUAUAUUUGCCAGUUUAGAAUUUGAAGGCCAAUUAUAUAUGACCCCACAUGACUUCAUUCAGUCUGUUACAAGUGAUGCACCCAAACGUGCUAAAAAGUGGAGGUCCCUUUCAAAACAGGAAUUGAAUCAGAUACUUAUAGAGACACCACCAGUUUGGAAAGGAUCAUCAAAACUUUUCCGUAAUCUUAGAGAGAAAGGUUUGAUUUCCUACACAGAAUAUCUGUUUCUCCUUUGUAUCUUAACAAAGCCUCAUGCAGGUUUUAAAAUAGCUUUCAACAUGUUUGAUACUGAUGGCAAUGAGAUGGUCGACAAAAAGGAGUUCUUAGUGCUUCAAGAGAUAUUUAGAAAGAAAAAUGAGAAAAGAGAAAGAAAAGGAGAUGAAGAGAAACGUAUAAUGUUGCGCCUUCAACUCUAUGGAUAUCAUACUUCUACUAACAGUUUGUGCUUCUUGAAACUUCUACAGGUACUUAAGACAGAUGGAAAGGACCUUGUCCCCAGAAGCUAUUGGGAUACAUUGAGACGUAGCACAAGCCAAGCUCUCUUUUCGGACCUUGCAGAGCGUGCAGAUGACAUCUCAAGUUUGCUAUCUGAUACCACACUGCUUGUGCAUUUUUUUGGCAAGAAGGGAAAAGCUGAGCUAAACUUUGACGAUUUUUAUAGAUUUAUGGAUAACCUACAAACUGAAGUUCUAGAAAUAGAAUUCCUUUCCUAUUCUAAUGGGAUGAACACCAUCAGUGAGGAAGACUUUGCUCAUAUUCUUUUGAGAUAUACAAAUGUGGAAAAUACAUCAAGUUACCUGGAAAAUGUACGUUGCAGGAUCCCUGAAGAAAAGGGUAUCACAUUUGAUGAGUUCAGAUCAUUUUUCCAGUUUUUGAACAACCUAGAAGAUUUUGCAAUUGCAAUGCAAAUGUAUAAUUUUGCAAAUCGUUCUAUAGGACAAGAUGAAUUCAAGCGUGCUGUGUAUGUAGCUACAGGCCUGAAGCUUUCAGCACAUUUGGUGAACACAGUCUUCAAGAUCUUUGAUGUUGACAGAGAUGACCAGCUGAGUUAUAAAGAAUUUAUUGGCAUUAUGAAGGACAGAUUGAAUCGAGGGUUCAGGGAGACCCCAAAAUAUGGUUUGAAGGGUUACUAUGUUUGUGUGACAACUGUAACAAGCAAACAUUUAAGAGAGCUCUGGAAGCAAUUUCGGAGUCGAGAUAUGCUAGGAUAAAAAACUGAAGGAAAGAAAAAACUUCAGCAUUUGGUUGCUACUAUUUUUUCUAGAUAUUGUGUGUGAAAAACGGCAUAACACAGGUAAACUAUGUAUCUUUCACUUGCAGCACUAUGCACUGAAUCACCAUUGGGUUUUUUCACUUGAUUUGCUGAUCUAUUCAUGGAUUUUUUUCAAGCACUUUUUCAGUAUGUGUUUUGUUUUAAGGGUUGACUUACACUGUUGUCUGGCCUAUAAAAGUGUAUCUUAGAGAAUGUGUUUUUAAAGAUAUUUGUUGUUCGUAUUUAUUUUGAGCUGUGCCUUUCAUUUAAAGAAUUUUUUUUUUCAUUCUGGUGAAUGUGCCUUUUGGCAGUGGUGAAAAAUUAUUUCCAUGUGGAGGGGAUGUGAAUUUGUUUUUAGAAAAUGAAUAUUAUAUGAAGAUUGUGUUAAAACAGGGAUGAGAAUGCAUUCUGUAGUACAACUAUUGACUAAGUGUGGAAUGUACAGGUUGUAAGUACUCAUGAGCCAACAAAGCUGUCAUUUAAAAACAACUAUAAGUAGCAGUUGUGAUACAGGAUAAUGUGAAUUAUUGAUUAAGAGGUUAAUUAAUUAAGAGGUACUGAUGUCCAACAGCUGUAAGUCUUACUAUUAUAAUCUUACUGAUUCAGUUUAAUAAAAUCUCCUGAUUUUAAGAUGUCUAAUUCUGUACAAUGUAAUGAAAACAAAAUGUCAAAGUAUUAGCUAAUAUUUUUAUCAUGUUAGUUAAUACAAUGCUACUUAAUAUAUAGCAUUGUGUUUCUGUAACUUUUUUGCCAGAGUAUGGAUUUCAGCUUAGUUAUGUAUUACUUGUUAAUAAUGCACUUUACAUAAAAGCUGGACAUGGUAUGAGGCAGAAAUUAAUCCUAUCCAGUUUUGCUAGACUGGCAUGCAGUACUGAACAAAUAUUUUCCCCAGGUUGUGGCUUUAAAAAAAUUAAAAGGAAUGCAGGCAAUAGUACAGAGCUACAGCCAGUUACAAAAUGUUACAGUGAUAAAUGUAAACAUCAUGAGACUUUGGAAUUCUACCUGUAUCAAAUUCUAGAAUUAAAUAAUAAGGCUUUAAUACAGCUAUGGGUUAUGCAAGCAAUCUGUAGCCUCCCUGGCCUCGUGUCUGUAGAUGUCUAUGUUAUGAAAAAAGAUUUUGUU
This is a messenger RNA of Terrapene triunguis (Three-toed box turtle), 2414 nucleotides long. RefSeq names its product mitochondrial calcium uptake family member 3 (gene MICU3). The record is from RefSeq and is a predicted model, not a curated record. Gene Ontology annotation, molecular function: calcium ion binding. Bases 79 to 1251 code for a protein of 390 amino acids. Gene Ontology annotation, cellular component: uniplex complex. Lineage: Eukaryota; Metazoa; Chordata; Testudines; Emydidae. The transcript has 13 exons. Gene Ontology annotation, biological process: calcium import into the mitochondrion; mitochondrial calcium ion homeostasis.